Molecule: messenger RNA, 891 nt
Organism: Lasiodiplodia theobromae
Lineage: Eukaryota; Fungi; Ascomycota; Dothideomycetes; Botryosphaeriales; Botryosphaeriaceae
Product: Metallo-beta-lactamase domain
Exons: 2
Coding region: 1-891 (296 amino acids)
Biological process (GO): glutathione metabolic process; hydrogen sulfide metabolic process
Molecular function (GO): sulfur dioxygenase activity
Source: RefSeq, a predicted model, not a curated record
AUGACCGGCCAACCCACCAUCCACCACGUGUUUGAACCUACGACUGGGACAUGGCAGUAUGUGGUGGCUGAUCCAUCAACCUUGUCGGCUGCCAUUAUCGAUCCAGUCUUGGACUACGAUCCAGUGACGCAAGUCAUUUCUACGAACACCGCCAAUGCCCUGCUCUCGCUAGUCAAGGAAAAGGGCUACAAGGUGGACUGGAUCCUCGAGACGCAUGCACACGCGGACCAUCUGACCGCUUCAUUCUAUCUUCAGAGACGGCUUUCCACGGUCCAGGGUCACAAGCCUCCCGUCGGCAUCGGUAAGCGAAUCGGCCAAGUGCAGAAGAUGUUCGGUCAACGAUACCGCGUCUCAGCAGACGAAUACGAGGGAGUUUUCGACAAACUCUUUGAGGACGACGAGACCUUCCAGAUCGGAGACCUGCAAGCCACCGCUAUGCAUCUCCCUGGCCACACUCCUGACCAUCUAGGCUACAGGAUCGGAGACAACGUGUUCUGUGGAGACUCCAUCUUCCACGUCGACAUCGGCACUGCGCGGUGUGAUUUUCCAGGGGGAAGUGCAGACGACCUGUUCCGUUCCGGAAAGAAGUUGCUGAGCCUCCCGGACCAUGUGAAAAUUUGGACGGGACAUGACUAUCCGCCCGACGGGCGCACUGAUCCCGUUCCGUGGAUGAGUGUGCGGGAUCACAGAGCCCAGAACAAGCACCUGAAGGACGGCGUCACCCAUGAGGCGUUUGUGGCGCAGCGAAAGGAGCGUGACGCGCAAUUGGCAGCACCGAGGCUGCUCCAUCAGUCUUUGCAAGUCAACAUCCGCGCAGGACACCCUCCUGAGCCAACGGAAUCGGGGCAUCGUUUUCUUCAUCUUCCAUUGAAGUUGCAAGGAUGGGAAUAG